Molecule: messenger RNA, 550 nt
Organism: Gryllus bimaculatus (two-spotted cricket)
Lineage: Eukaryota; Metazoa; Arthropoda; Insecta; Orthoptera; Gryllidae
Source: the annotation of a GenBank genome assembly
AUGUAUGACCUUCACGCCCAACACACCCGCAUUCAACAAGCAGAUGAACUACGCGCCGCGCGAGACCACCGCACCAACGCCACAAAAAGCUCCGCGCCCGCACAAUUCCCUCUGCGAUCCGCCGAGACAGCGCUUGGACACCGCAAACCGACCCAAGAACCACAACUAGCAGCAUCACUAGCUGCUGGACUGCCCGUGACAUUACUAUUUCAGCCUUCCAUCCCUGACUGUAGAGCGACAACGCGCUCGUGCUUGCCUCUGAAGGCCAGUGAAACGCUUGCCUCUGAGGAGGGGCGUAAAUUCGGCCGUAUUCGGACUAGUGUGGGACACAGUCAAUGGGGAGAGGUCGCAAGCAUUACGAAAUUAUUUAGGAGGGGUUCAAGAGCGCGCUACAGAAGUGCUGCUGCCGGCCGGAAGAUGGCGGCGGGCGACGGCGGUGACGGUGACGGCGUCGACAAGGUGGAGGCCCAGAGGCGCGCCGCCCUGGCCGGUGAGUCGAAAAAAAAUCGAUGGUACCCAAGGAGCCUGUAAGAUGUAAGUUGGAAAUAGA